AUGACUUCUGUAGAACAUCAGAGGAGGUUAAACCCGAAUCUAAAAGAUGUUGUCAAGAAAGAGAUAAUGAAACUUCUAGAUGCUGGUGUAAUUUAUGCUAUAUCUGAUAGUAAGUGGGUCAGUCCUGUGCAUGUAGUUCCUAAGAAAGGUGGUAUAACUGUUGUUAAGAAUGAUAGGAAUGAGCUGAUACCCACUAGAACUGUCACUGGUCAUCGCAUGUGCAUUGAUUACCGCAAACUGAAUGCUGCAACUCGCAAAGAUCAUUUUCCUCUCCCAUUUAUUGAUCAAAUGCUUGAGAGAUUGGCUAACCAUCCAUACUACUGCUUUUUAGAUGGUUACUCAGGUUUCUUUCAGAUCCCCAUCCACCCAGACGACCAGGAGAAGACGACAUUCACAUGUCCAUAUGGCACUUAUGCUUAUCGCAGAAUGCCGUUUGGACUGUGCAAUGCACCGGCCACGUUCCAGCGCUGCAUGAUGUCUAUUUUCACUGACCUUAUUGAGGACAUAAUGGAAGUUUUCAUGGACGACUUUUCCGUCUAUGGAAGCUCCUUUGCUGUGUGUUUGUCUAAUCUGUGCAGGGUAUUGCAGCGGUGUGAGGAGAGACAUCUUGUGCUGAACUGGGAGAAAUGCCACUUCAUGGUGAGAGAUGGGAUCGUGCUGGGACAUAGGAUUUCAGAGAAGGGAAUCGAGGUCGACAGAGCGAAGAUCGAGGUGAUGAUGAGUCUACAGCCGCCUAAUUCUGUCAAGGGAAUCCGCAGCUUUCUGGGGCAUGCGGGGUUCUACAGGCGAUUCAUCAAGGACUUCUCCAAGAUCACCAGACCUUUGACGCAGCUGUUGUGUAAGGAGGUCAAGUUCGACUUUGACAGUACAUGCUUGGAGGCCUUUCACACGAUCAAGGGAGCUCUGGUGAGUGCUCCAAUUGUCCAACCUCCUGACUGGAACCUUCCGUUCGAGGUGAUGACAGAUGCUAGUGACUAUGCUGUCGGAGCGGUUCUGGGCCAGAGAAAGGAGAAGAAGCUGCACGUGAUCUACUACGCCAGUCGCACACUUGAUGAAGCUCAGUGCAAGUACGCUACGACUGAGAAGGAACUAUUGGCGGUGGUGUUUGCAUUUGAGAAGUUUCGGUCCUAUCUUGUUGGAUCGAAGGUGAUUGUCCAUACUGAUCACGCUGCCUUGAAGUACUUGCUGACGAAGAAGGAUGCGAAGCCGAGACUCUUGAGAUGGAUUCUUUUGCUUCAGGAGUUCGAUCUGGAGAUCAAGGAUAAGAAAGGGAUUGACAAUGGUGUAGCUGAUCACCUGUCAAGGAUGAAGAUCGAUGAUGACGUCCCUCUAGACGACAGCCUACCUGAUGAGCACGUCUACGCUGUUGAGGUGAUCGAUUACGGCGAGCCCCUGCUCGCAGAUGAUGGAGUUCGAUCGAUGCAGAAGGAGGUCGAUCGAAUGGAUGACGGAGAUCGUGCUUGA
Molecule: messenger RNA, 1464 nt
Organism: Microthlaspi erraticum
Lineage: Eukaryota; Viridiplantae; Streptophyta; Magnoliopsida; Brassicales; Brassicaceae
Source: the annotation of a GenBank genome assembly